AUGGCGACCAACAAACCAACCUUCAUCUUCGUCCCCGGCGCGUGGCACUGCGCGACUAAGUUUCAGCCGGUGACCUCCCAGCUCGAAGCUCUCGGCUACAGCACCGCGUGCGUGCAGCUCCCGUCGUACGGCGCAGAGCCGCCCUUAUCAGACUUUGACCCGGACGUCACGGCCAUCCGGCAGAGUAUCGAGGAGGCCGCGGAUCGCGGUGAAGAUGUGGUCUUGUUCAUGCACAGCUACGGCGGCGUAGUUGGCUGCGAAGCUUGCCGCGGACUUGACAAGGCGACCCGACAGGAGCUGGGCAAGCCUGGCGGUGUUAUCCGCCUAGUUUUCUGCUCUGCUUUUCUGCUCUCAGAAGGGACGUCGCUCCUGGACGUGCUCCAGGGUAAACCGCUUCCGUGGUUCAUCCUGUCAGAUAACGACAUGCUCGUCAGUCCCGACCGACCACGAGAGAUAUUCUACAAUGACUUUGACGAGGACGCUGCGAGGGAGGCAAUCCUCCAGUUGAAGUCUCACAGCUAUCGGACUUUCUACAGCAAGUUGACCUAUGCCGCUUGGAGGGAUAUUCCUGUGACCUAUAUCCUUUGCGAACAAGACAACGCGAUCCACAGCGCGGCUCAGCAAGCCUUGAGGCGAUCCGUGGGAGAACUGAUUUAG
Molecule: messenger RNA, 657 nt
Organism: Colletotrichum karsti
Lineage: Eukaryota; Fungi; Ascomycota; Sordariomycetes; Glomerellales; Glomerellaceae
Exons: 3
Coding region: 1-657 (218 amino acids)
Source: RefSeq, a predicted model, not a curated record